AUGCAUUUAAAAACAAAAUAUGUUGAAGAUAUAUGGGACAACGAUCCCGGUGUUGACCUUGCCGAUAUAUCGCUACAGCUAGGAGAGAUAGAUGUUGGAAAGGAUGGAAAUGUUGAGCGCAAAAAGGAAUUGAUAUUAAGGCGAUUAGAUUUUGCAAAAGAAAACAAUGGACACCUCGUGACUUCCGAUAAUGAUAAUUCCAUCGCUUCAUCGAAGACUGGAGAUGUAUCCAAAAUGAACACCUUCCCUCGGUCUAAGAAACACGUGGACGACGAGUUUAUCCUAAACCAUAGAAAACGUCGCUUCUUUCACAACUACAGUUUUAACUUUCAGAAGCACAAACAGCUGAAGGAAAAGAUAGCGUCUGCUGUGGAAAGGAAAAACAUCUUCUCAAUAGUUGGUCCCUAUCCUGCCCUCCGCAAAGCGCUGAAGAAACGAAACUGGUUGGAGAAGCAAACCUACAAAUGUGCGCUUGCCCAGGAUCUUUCCAUGCACUCGUUGUUGCACAAGGCCCAGGAAGGUAACGAGUUUGAAGAGGCGUUGAUUUCGAGGAUACUCAGACCCCACAAUGCGGACUUUAUUUGGCAAAACCGACACCUGAAGGAAUCCAAGAAGGACCGUUUCUACACGCCAUACAGGAGUAGGAUUUACUACGAAAGAACGUCGGACUUUACCAUGAAAGAAGGUCUAGUGAAAGUCGUUGAAGCAAUGCAGUGGCAUCAAGAAGAUGGCACUGCGGAGUUGGAUUGCCCUCGUACUCACUUGCUGGAUUCGGAAGAUGCCAUUACGAUGUUUCUUGAAGACUUCCAGCUGACCGCCUGCACAAGCUUUCUUUACUUUUUGUCCAAAUAUCUCGAUUCACUGUUCGAUGAGGAGGGGACUGCUCCAGUAGGAAUAAUUCACACUGCGAUGGAAUUCUGCAAAUAUCAUUUGGCUUGCGCACGCCAUGAGGACGUUGACUAUCAGGAAUACUGCGAACCGUUGUUGUCCCCGGAGGACAGGGCGACUAUUGUGAAAAUUUUGACUGAGGGUGCCAGAUUUAAGAUGCUCCCCGGGUACGAAAUACUGUCGUUGGUGGCUCAAGUAAAGAAGUUAGUAUUGGAUGCGGCCAAGCACUUUCCGGACAUGAAAAUCGACGGUAUACGCAACAUGUGGAUACUGAAGCCAGGGAAUCGGUGUCGUGGGCUCGGUAUCAUGAUUUUCGAUGACGAUCGAAAACUACUGGACUUUGUGGAUAGCAAUCCGGACACCAAAUACGUGGCGCAGAAGUAUAUAGAAAAGCCUUUGCUGAUCUACAACACAAAGUUUGACAUCAGGCAGUAUUUCCUCAUAACGUUCACCAGCAAUCAGCUAAAAGUAUGGAUGUACCGGGACUGCUAUCUACGGUUUAGUUCACGCGAGUUUAAUCUGGACGAUUUCAACGAAUCAAUCCACUUGACGAACUACUCCAUUCAAAAGCAAUAUGCUGCUACUAUCCAGAAGCAAGGAUCUCUACUCCCUGUCUGCAACAUGUGGUCCAGUAAACAGUUUCAACAGUAUUUGCAAUCCCUCGAUAAGGGGUACUAUUGGCAACGGAAAAUAUAUCCCGAUAUGAAGCGAAAUAUUCUAUCGAUCGUCUCCGCCAGUCUGGACGGUAUGAAAAUGGAGAGGAAUAUGUUCGAAUUGUACGGAGCCGACUUUAUGGUGACGGAAAACUUUCGAACCAUGCUCAUUGAAAUAAAUUCUAGUCCGGACCUAUCAUCGUCAACCGAAGUUACCGAAAUCAUUUGUCCAGCAGUACUGGAAGACCUGGUAAAGGUUGUGAUUGAUAACACCAACGAUAAACGAGCCGGGACCGGUCAAUUCGAGUGUAUCCAUUCGAUAGAGAUUCCUCGGUUGGCACCAUAUGGCUAUGGAAUGUUGCUUGAGGGUAAAUGCCUGGGCCCAAGGAACAGGUGCAAGAGCCCACAGCCCCCGACUGGGCCACCGAUGUGUGCCCUGAACAGAACUCGCGCCAAACCAACCAGUAAUUCGGCGCAGUCACAGACGUCCAGCAACGGCAGCAGUAACGGCGGAAGCAAAGCUUCAAGUGCGAGCAAUCCCGGCGAGAGACCACGAUCAAAUUUAAGUAGAUAAUCCGUAAAAUUGCCUUUCGUUACCAACUUUCUACACAUGUUACACACAACAGCAUGAUGCUUCGUGCUUUGAUAAGUUUUACUAGUUAUGAUAAAUGAAGUAAAAUAUAUAUAUUAAACGAAAUUAUUGAAAGUUCUGGAGAAUAAAUUUAUCGU
Armigeres subalbatus is the source of this 2270-nucleotide messenger RNA. RefSeq names its product tubulin glycylase 3B-like. The coding region runs from base 1 to 2115 and encodes 704 amino acids. Gene Ontology annotation, molecular function: ATP binding; protein-glycine ligase activity, initiating; metal ion binding. Gene Ontology annotation, cellular component: microtubule cytoskeleton; axoneme. Gene Ontology annotation, biological process: protein polyglycylation; cilium movement; cilium assembly. The record is from RefSeq and is a predicted model, not a curated record. Lineage: Eukaryota; Metazoa; Arthropoda; Insecta; Diptera; Culicidae. The transcript has 3 exons.